Acipenser ruthenus (sterlet) is the source of this 5634-nucleotide messenger RNA. Its product is annotated as adhesion G-protein coupled receptor D1-like. The coding region runs from base 565 to 3345 and encodes 926 amino acids. Lineage: Eukaryota; Metazoa; Chordata; Actinopteri; Acipenseriformes; Acipenseridae. Gene Ontology annotation, molecular function: G protein-coupled receptor activity. Gene Ontology annotation, biological process: cell surface receptor signaling pathway; adenylate cyclase-activating G protein-coupled receptor signaling pathway. The transcript has 26 exons. The record is from RefSeq and is a predicted model, not a curated record. Gene Ontology annotation, cellular component: membrane.
UUCUAAGUGGAGUUCAGACCUAAACUAAAGUUUCCCUUCAACAAUGACAUCACAAUUUCAAUUUCCCCACCCAACGUGAUCUGUGAUGGGACUGGAGUCACAGCCAGACCACUGAAUUCUUGCUAGUAAUCUCCAACAGAAGAGAGCUGCGCCGAGAACUAAGCGAAUUUAACCCAAGACAGAUAACUGACAAACAAAAAAUGGAUACAGUACCCGCGCUGUGAUCGGGUGGAUUAUAAUAUUGGAAAGAAGGGCAGAAAGUCGAAAACAGAACAAGAUUUGAAGAUUAUAAUUGUUUUUUUUAUCUGUUAUUACGUUUUGUAAAUGCUGAUUCAACUCUGGUCUGUAUUAUCAAAAUAACAUACAUACACGCGUGCAAGUAUCACAGCCUUAAUAGCUGGGACUCCAUAUAUGUUUGUUCUAUAUUAUUGAGAGAGAGAAAGAAAGAAAUUGAUACUUGUGAAAUUCUUAACUUGCAUAGAUCUCGGGGAAAAUGUGCAUCCCACUUUGGAAUUGCUGUAGAAAGGGGUUCUAGCAUUUAAAGAAAACAACAUAGAAAAAUAAAUGAAAAAGGAAAUACCUACAGGACACGCUAUGGAAAAAUUGUGUCUUUUCUCAAUUACCACAUUUCUGGCUCUAAUUCCUUCACAUUUACAGGUUUCUGGUCAAUACACACCGCCAACCGACCAUCCAGGUUUCCAGGUUUUAGCCUCGGCCUCCCACUAUUGGCCCUUGGAUGCGGUGGAUGGGAUUUACGGACUUUGGGAUGCAAUUGGAAACCGAACAGGUCAUGUUAAUGGAAGCAGUAUAACUCUCAGAAUCCACAACCAUACUGUGCUUCUUUCCCAUAACCCUACCUCUGUAUAUACCAAUGACUCUGCCUACACUAACCUUACUGCAACCGUAGACAUUGUAGAAGGAAUGGUUAACAGAGGGAUUUAUCUCAAUGGAGAUGCUGGAGCCACAUUUUUACAUUUUGGGAGUUAUGAAAACAGUUGUAUUAGUGAUCCAGCACUCUGUGGACCUCAAGGUGUAACAUUCUCUUUCUUUUGGAAGAACCUAGAAAGCCUGUCCCGGUUUGCCAUGGCCUCUGGAGGGAAAGUGAUUUCCAAUGGGUUCUCAAUUUACUCCAAUGGGUUUGCAGACUACGUGGAGUUUUACACUCGAGGGGACUCCCGAACAUGGCGAGCAAAAAUCACCCCGCCAGGUCCUCACUGGACUCAUAUUCUGUUCACCUGGACUCUGACCAAUGGCCUGAAAGUCUAUGUUAAUGGGACCUUCAGCACCAACGACACCCAAGGGAGGAAGUCCCAGAAUUAUGGGGAUCCUUAUCACAACCUCAUCAUCGGGGCGGACAACGACCAGUCCUAUGGUCACUAUGUGACAGGAGCCUUUGAUGAGUUUGUCAUAUGGGAAAGAGCUCUGAACCCUGAAGAAAUAGAACUGUAUUACAAAGCAGCCAUAGGAGAGCCUGUAAUUAUUCCUACAACAGCAUUUGUCCAAAACCCUACUAGUUCUCCAGUGGAUUUAAUGUUAUCCACAGAUGCAUACCAUCGCAUUAUUACAAACCUGACAGUGGAAAUACAGCACUUCCAAUACCCUGUAUCUAUGCUGGGCUACUUGGAAUCAGUGUCAAUCAAACUGCCCAACCAAACCAUCCCCAAGGAAACUGCCUCCAACCUGACUGAGACUUUCUUGAAAAGCGUUGAAGAAGUUCUAUUGUUACCAAGUUGGCCUGAUCUUGCAGAGUCUGUCCCUAUUAUCAGCGGUCUGAUCGAAACAGUGGAUAAAGUGAUGGUGCACAUGGUGUACAAUCUGGAACCCAGUCCCUCCUUCAUCUCAAUUGAGGGGUCCUCAACAGUAGCAGAUUAUUCUCUUGUGAAAUUACCGCUUAGUAUGAACAUGCCUCACUACCGCUUCCCUUCGCAAGGAAGGAACUACAUCUCAGUCCCUGGCAAAGCUUUCAGCUUCAAUGCACAGACCACCAUUGUGGGACUGUUCUACCACACUAUGCAUAACUACUACAAGAAAAUCGACCCUCUCAAAACAAAGAUCAAAGAAGCUGCAAAUUAUAAAGAAAACAAGAUCUCAGCCACGAGUUACAUCAUUUCCCUAAAGGUUGAGCCGCCCCCUGCACUCUCUGUCAACCUGUCGGGCACCCCUCUCAUCACCAUCGUCCUCACACAUGUGCUGAGUCCUGAGCAGUAUAGCCUGGCAUCAAACAGCAGCAACACUGUGUUUCUUUACUGCGCUUUCCUGGAUUACAGCUCUGGAUUUGGAGUCUGGUCCAAUGAAGGCUGUGUCAGAGCUGAAGGGAACCUCACCUUCUCCACGUGCCUCUGUAACCAUCUCACCAACUUCGCCAUUCUCAUGCAGGUGGUGCCCCUCGAGCUCAGCAAUGCAAACCAGGUGGCUCUGUCUACAAUCAGCUACAUCGGCUGCACCAUCUCCAUCUUCUGCCUGGCCAUCACCAUUGUCACCUUUGCCAUUCUCUCGUCUGUGAGUACAAUCCGUAACCAGCGCUACCACAUUCACGCCAACCUGUCUUUCGCCAUCUUAAUGGCUCAGAUCCUGCUGCUGAUCAGCUUUAGAUUUGACUCAGGAACGCUUCCCUGCAAAAUCAUGGCCAUCCUCCUUCACUUUUUCUUCUUGAGUGCCUUUGCGUGGAUGCUGGUGGAAGGUCUGCAUCUGUACAGCAUGGUGAUCAAAGUGUUUGGGUCUGAGGAAAGCAAACACAUAUACUACUACGGAAUAGGCUGGGGGUCUCCCUUGGUGAUCUGCAUAGUGUCUGUAACAUCAGCGCUUAACAGCUACGGAGAAGUGGGCAACUGCUGGCUUUCCCUGGAAAAUGGAGCAAUUUGGGCCUUCGUAGCACCUGCCUUGUUUGUAAUCGUGGUGAAUAUUGGUAUCCUGAUCGCUGUGACGAGAAUCAUCUCCAGAAUCAGUGCAGAUAACUACAAGGUGCACGGAGACGCCAGUGCAGUCAAACUGACCGCCAAAGCAGUUGCUGUCCUGUUGCCCAUCUUGGGAAUCUCCUGGAUAUUUGGGGUCCUGGCGGUCAACGAACGCUCCCUCGUGUUCCAGUAUAUGUUUGCCACAUUCAACUCCCUGCAGGGUUUCUUCAUUUUUCUCUUCCACUGCCUCCUCAACUCAGAGGUCAGAGCAGCCUUUAAACAUAAAACAAAGGUAUGGUCUCUGACCAGCAGCUCCAUCAGAAACAUCAAUGUGAAACCUUCCAACUCAGACAUUAUGAAUGGAAACAGACCAGAUGGGAGCCCAACGAAAAUUAACACAUGGGAUAAGAGCACAAACUCAGCUAAUCGCAUUGCUUUAUCUGCAGUGUAACACUGUGCUGGGAACAUCGACGUCUCAAUGGUACGAAAAAAAAGGAUAAUACACAUGCAGCAUAAUAUAUUUCAAAGAGUUUUCCCUAUCAGCUGGAAACCAUGUGAACUGUGUUGGACUUCAGUACCAGUGAUGAGUUGUCCUCUAAAACCUUUGAGUUGCUCUCUCCGGGCUGCUAUUAAAAAGUUCCUGGUUGAAGGGAGAUGGUUUGACCUUCAACAAAGCAUUUUUCUUUCAUAAACGAAAGAUAAGCCAGAAUGGUGGUGCCAGUCAAAAAAAUAAAUACAUGGGACUUAAAGGUUUAAACAACAAAAAUGAAGGUCCAAAUAAACUCUGUUGUAAUUUAUUGUAAUGUGUUAAUAGUACAGCAGCAGCUUUACCACUUCCAAUUUCUAAUUAAAACUCUGCAUUUAUCUGUGCUUUGCUUUCUAGAAAUCUUUUCUUAAAUCAGUAUAACACCACCGAGAAUACUUUCAGAACUUUGUAAAGGUACGGUAUAAAGAUUAUUCAGCAUUUCAAUUGUUUAAUUGAAAUUAUUUUUAAAAGAUACAACCGCAUCACAUGGCGGUUAGUGUUGUGUCCAUUAGGGUCAGUCAGGACUGGGCUUUGUGUUUUAACCCUUAUUUUACAAGGUUAUAGGGGAAAUCCUGUUAAAGUCUUAUUGUCACAAUUUUGGCUCUGUUUGAAGUGAUAUUAAAAGGGUUUGGCUGUAAUGUUUGCUGUGCCAUUUUUGCUACUAGAGUCCUGUAACCCCCUGUAACGCCUAACUGAGGUUUGCAGUGGAGGCUUUUGUUUUUACAUGUCUCUCAUGAGAAAUAUGGUUUCGUCUAAACUUUUUCUUUUACUGCUUAUUCCUGUAACAUUUGCAGAGCAUUGCUGGGAAUCUCAUAUCUGGGUUUCUGGUAGUAUUAAAUAUGUGUCAUGAAAUAUGUGAUAUAUUUGUUCAGUGAGAAGAGGAAAAUGUGACAAAUACUGAAGAUGUUUAUACAUUUGAUUUCAAUACAAAGGUACGAUAACAAAGCAUUAGUCACAGCUUCACUCAACAGGGUACCUGGGGGCAUUUUGCCAUUAGCUGUGACAUCUUUAUAAUUAUUGUAAUUAUUAUUAUGAUUAUUACUAUUUAUGAUUUUUUAUUUGUACUUGGCACGACUCAGCCCUAAAAUAGAAUAUUACUGAAUAUACAGUAGACUCACUCUCCAGAUUAGUGAAUUGUACUGAUAGUUAAAUGCCUUUUCUUGUCUUUGUUUUAUGUAUAUUUAAUCUAAAAUCAACAAUAAACCUGCUGACAGUUUAUUUUUUACUUUAAUAUAUUGUGCUGAUGGUUACUGUUUGCAAUAAUAUUUAAAAACACAUGUGUUAAAAUGGUAAGUUGGUCCAGACAGACUUAGUAUUAGCAGAGUCUACUGUAUAAUCCAGUACAAAGGGUGCUAUGAAUCAAAACAUACUUCUACUGUAUAUCUCGUUCCACAGAUCUUUGCCAGACUUGUUUUGAGCUUCAUGUACAUUGCCACGAGUGACAGACAUGCUUGCAAAUGCUAUACAUUCUAGAUGACUGAAAGUGAAUUUGUAUUUUAUACAGUAUAGAUCAUUGUAACUAACGCUAUCAGGACACAGUCUGCUAUGAAAGGUGUAAUUCUUGAAUGAAAAAGAAAGGAUGUUGUAAAAAUAAAAAAAGAGCAUCUUUAAGCUCACAAAAAUGUGUUUGAUGUUGCAGUUUUCUGGUUGAAUCUGAGAUUUUUAAGUCAUUAGCACUGUCCAAUGAUUGAAAUAGCCUACCCUGCACUGUCUGUAUUACGAGGUUAACCUUGAAUAUUGAAAGACAUGAUUUUAAUGAUGACCAUGGAGACCGGUGUGUGCUUUUUGAGACACCCUGAUAUGCCCAUGAACUCAUUUCCACAUGUUGAGAUGACAGCCUUGAACACAGUUUCCACUUUUAAAUCAUGUAUUUAUUUAUUAAAAAAAAAAAAAAAUACAGAACAGGGUAUAAAAUGAUAACAGUUACAAAUAUGUAUGAGUAAAAUGAUACAUUAUUUAGAAGUUUCAAGGAAAUGGAAAAUCUGUUGCGACAUUGUGACUUGUGAAUACAGGCCACUGCAUCAGGGAUUUCCUUUAGAUUGAUAUUUUUGUUAAAAUUACAACCUACUGUGCCUUGGGUGUUUGUAUGAUAGGGGAUUGCAAAAUAUUACAACUAAACGCAUGUUUAAAUUACUUGCUGUAUUAGUGCGUAAGUAUGAUGUGUUCUUAUUGACUUUUUGUAAGAAGCAUCAAUAAAAUGUAAAGAAAUGUCAA